AUGUCUAAGAUCGACUUCUCCAAUGCUGGCCAUGCCUCUGGCGUGCUCUCUGCCACGCUUCAACUUGGCAACGUGAAGAGUACGCUCGCCCUCGUCGCCUCCUUGUUUAUGGCGUAUUGCGCGGCCCAGACUAUUUACAGGAUCUGGUUUCAUCCGUUAUCCAAGUUCCCGGGUCCACCGCUCCUCGCCGCCGUCUACAUCCCCUACGUCUACCUCAACCACGUCCGCGGAGUAUGGGUCAGAAGGCUGCCGGGCCUGCACCGCAAGUACGGCCCCGCAGUUCGUGUCGGGCCAAACCACAUCGCCUUCGACGGCUCCAUCGGCUGGCAAGAAGUGUACGGUCACCGCAAGAACGGCCAGAAGGAGUUCUCGAAACAACCCGUCGCCUUCCCAGGUGAUGAGAAGAACCUCCUUCACGCUCCACUCGAUGUGCAUCGACGGCAGCGACGGCAGCUAAGUUAUGCUUUCAGUGAUUCGUCCCUUAUUCGGCAAGAAUCCACCAUCUGCAAAUAUAUAGACAUGUUGAUGGAAAGGCUCUGGGAGCGAGCCAAGCAGGAUCAGGUUGUCGACAUCGUCGAAUGGCUGAACUUUACCACCUUUGACAUUAUCGGUGACCUCACCUUUUCUGACUCAUUCCAUAGCUUGGAGAACAACGGUUACCACCCGUGGGUGCGCUCCAUCUUCAAGGCCGUCCGCGGUAUCGCUUUGCGUCGUGGCUAUAACCUCUACCCCAUGAUCCGCAGCAUUGUCGAUGUUCUCAACCUUAAUUCAAUAUCAAAAGCCACCCUCCAGAUCCGUGGCUACGCCAAGGAAAAAACUAAGGUACGCAUAGGCUUAGGAGAGGAACCCGUCGAGGGCCACAAGGACUUCAUCACGUACAUGAUGCGAAAGACGCCCAAGGAAGGCACCGGCAUGAGUGCGGAGGAGAUUAUAGCGACGACACCAACUCUUGUACUGGCUGGCAGCGAGACGACUGCUACUGCGCUUUCUGGCUUUACCUUUCUUAUGAGCAAGAACCCGCGCGUCUACGCUAUAGUCGCCAACGAAAUCCGGUCCACUUAUAGCGCCGAGUCGGACAUAACCAUACGCAACACCGCAGCCAUCGAGUAUCUACAAGCAGUCAUUGACGAGACGCUGCGCGUAUACCCUCCGGCGGCCGAGACACCGCCUCGGGUGUGUCCCGGUGCCAUGGUCGACGGAAAGUACAUUCCUGCAGGGGCCCGCGUCUCUGUGAGCCAGUGGGCUACGUUCCACAACCCCGACAACUUCGUCGAGCCCGAGGCCUUUCUGCCGGAGCGUUGGCUCACCAAGUCGCAUCCGAGGUACGAGGAGCGCUUCCAGGCGGACAACAAGGCCGUCUUCAAGCCCUUUAGCUACGGCAGCCGGGACUGUAUCGGCAAAAACCUAGCGCAGGUUGAGAUGCGGUACAUCAUCGCCCGACUCCUAUAUCGCUUCGACUUCGAGCUGGCGUCCCCGCAGGAGAACUGGCUGGCUUCGCAGCGAGUGUUCGUCUUGUGGGAUAAGGGCCCUUUGUAUCUGCGCCUUCGUCCGCGUAAGAUGCAUGUAUAGUAUCCAUUUUCCAGUUGACGCAAGUGCC
Purpureocillium takamizusanense is the source of this 1597-nucleotide messenger RNA. RefSeq lists its product as uncharacterized. The transcript is spliced from 3 exons. The record is from RefSeq and is a predicted model, not a curated record. The coding region runs from base 1 to 1569 and encodes 522 amino acids. Lineage: Eukaryota; Fungi; Ascomycota; Sordariomycetes; Hypocreales; Ophiocordycipitaceae. Gene Ontology annotation, molecular function: oxidoreductase activity, acting on paired donors, with incorporation or reduction of molecular oxygen; heme binding; iron ion binding.